UAUUAAACAUUCACAAUGUAUAUGUUUUAAAGGUAGAAUAAUGUAUUUGUUGCAGUAAGAUACGCAUCACCUGGACAGAUAAUCGCCAGAGUUCCGUUUCCCAUAUCAACAAGGGGACGUGUUUAACCAGUGCACCACCUCAAGUUGUAACUUUCGUUUCCUGGGUCGGCCGAGUGUCAUAUACGAGAGGAUAUUCAUUUUUAUUUUAAACUAAGCCACAUACAUAUCAGCCAACAACCACGCUAAGAAAAUGCUCCAAACAUUGUGCCGGACCGGUGGUGCUGUUUUAAAGCAUUCCCAGAGGACAGUGCCCACAGUGCCAGUGUUGUGGGCGACACAAGCCCAGCAGCGAUGGGCAUCCAGUCUACCCAUGAACACUGUGGUUCUGUUUGUACCACAACAAGAAUCCUGGGUUGUGGAAAGGAUGGGCCGCUUCCAUCGCAUCUUGGAGCCGGGCUUGAAUAUCCUUAUCCCAAUCCUGGACAAAAUUCGUUAUGUUCAAAGUCUUAAAGAGAUUGUUAUUGAUGUCCCAGAGCAGUCUGCGGUCUCUUUAGAUAAUGUGACACUACAGAUAGAUGGAGUCCUCUAUCUUAGGAUAUUGGAUCCUUUUAAGGCCAGCUAUGGAGUUGAGGACCCAGAGUAUGCUGUCACCCAACUUGCUCAGACCACCAUGCGCUCAGAGUUAGGAAAACUGACCCUGGACAAAGUAUUCAGGGAAAGAGAGACCCUAAAUACCAACAUAGUCCACUCCAUAAACCAGGCAUCAGAUGACUGGGGAAUCCGUUGCCUUCGUUAUGAAAUCAAGGAUAUACAUGUUCCACCUCGUGUCAAAGAGUCCAUGCAGAUGCAGGUGGAGGCAGAGCGUAAGAAGAGAGCCACUGUGCUGGAGUCGGAAGGGCACAAGGAAGCAGCCAUCAAUGUUGCUGAGGGUCGCAAGCAAGCUCAGAUCCUGGCCUCGGAAGGACAGAAAGCAGAACAGAUCAAUAAUGCAGCUGGUGAGGCCAAUGCUGUCUUAGCCAAAGCAGAGGCCAAGGCUAAGGCUAUCCGGUUGUUGUCAGAGGCUCUAGCUGAGCAGAAUGGAAACGCGGCAGCCUCCCUCAGUGUGGCUGAGCAGUACGUCUCAGCUUUCUCCAAGCUAGCCAAAGAGUCCAACACUAUCCUGCUGCCCUCCAACUCUGGUGACAUCAGUGGCAUGGUCACACAGGCUAUGGCUAUUUAUGGCAGCCUGGCCAAGCAAAGCUCAAAAAAUAUAGAAUGUGUGACCCCAGUGACCCCAGAGUGGGCGAUGGAGAAGAGUGAGGACCCUGCACCACCAGCCCAGUAGUGAAUGAUGUCAAGACCACUCAGAGUCAGGCACAGAACAACCACGAGUGCCUGUUCAGCACCUCUGUCUGGCCCAAAGGACACGCUGCAGGACAUAGAAACAGAAGGGCAGGAUAAGAACGUAAAAACUUUGGGAAUGCUUAACAGCCUGGAAACAUCAACCCAUUUGAGACAAUACAUGUCACUUACACUGUUUUAUUUUGAAUGAGUGGUAUUGUACACAGUACGUACACACGUUCCAAUUGCAAAUCCACGAGCUGUCGUAUUGAUACUCUUCUCUUGCAUCAACAGAUCAAAGGACUGCAGUGGUAGGUAUGAUAGUAAACUGCUAGACUGGUUUAGGGCGUUCUGAAUUAGCUCCCGGGGAAUAGGAUAUGAUCUAUUUUAUGUGAUGUACUGUUGCAAUGAUAAUCUCCUGUCUUCUUCAUGUCCAAUUAUUUGUCCUUCAUAUGUUUUAAUUUCAUAGUCUCAUGAAUGUUUUAGUUCAUGUAAGUGAGAGCUUGUGCCCUGACAUUAAGAUCCUCCCUGGUUCAGAGCAAGCAGAGAAGGGAACAAAGGUCAGAUUUAAAUAUAUAGUGUCGGUCAAAAGUUUGGACACACCUACUCAUUCAUGAGUUUUUCUUUAUUUUCACUAUUUUCUACAUUGUAGAUUAGCAGUGAAGACAUCAAAACUAUGAAAUACCACAUAUGGAAUCAUGUAGUAACCAAAAAAGUUUCAAAAAUUACCUCAGAUCAAAAAUACAUUAUGGAAGUGCAAUGUUUUAUUUCACAUCAAUACCAGAUCAAAAGGGUAAUCUGUGAAUGAGGAAUGUUUGACAUAACAUAGGAAAUGUGUAUACAUUCAAUGACAAUACACUAUCCUAACCAAAAUACCAAUAAAUGGCCUUCCAUGUACAAUUUUAAUGAUGAUGCUGUCACUAUUAAAGGAUUUGUGACUGGCUUUAGGGAAGAUUGUAACAUCUCAUCAUAAUAAAUCUUGGGGAAAUUAUCGGUUUGAAUGAUUUGGAAGUGUACACAGCAGGGAUUUCAUAUUUUUUUAUUUUUCCAUAUUGUUCAUUGUAGUAAAUAUACAUACAAAAUUCAGUCACUGAAAGUUUGAAAAUUAAAUCUCAGUAAAAAAAAAAAUCAUUUAUCAUGAUUUCCACCACAGUAUGCAUGUUACACAUAGAAGCCUCAGGGAGGGGCUGUUGAGUUAUUUAGGGAUAUUUUGUCUACUAGUACCAGCCAAGCCACUUACAGCUUUUCUAAACCAUUUCUGGUGACUGACUGAUCUACAAAUAAUGAGUAGUUAUUUAUGUGGCAAGGUGAUUUGUGGAUCAGUCAAGGCGCCUGUUGCCAGCGAUGUCACACUAGCCCCUACUCUUGCUGUUCCACCACAGCUGCUACAAUAUCACCAAUUAUAUGAACCACCCCAACCAAAGCUGUAGGUGAUCCUAAUGGCUGCAUUAGGUAUAAUGACAUCAUUCAGACUCAACAAUGAAAAGGUGUUGGCCACCUAGGGAUGUAAAGUAUGUAUUUUAAUGUAAGGGAAAAAUAUACUGAACAGAAAUAUAAACGCAACAUGUAAAGUGUUGGUUCCAUGUUUCAUGAGCUGAAAUGAAAGAUCCCAGAAAUGUUUCAUACACAAAAAGCUUAUUUGUCUCAAAUGUUGAGCACAAAUUUGUUUACAUUCCCAUUAGUGAGCAUUUCUUCUUUGCCAUGAUAAUCCAUCCACCUGACAGGUAUGGUAUAUCAGUAAGCUAAUUAAACACCACUCUAAAAUGUGCAGUUUUGUCACACAACACAAUGCCACAUGUCUCAAGUUUUGAGGGAUCGUGCAAUUAGCAUGCUGACUGUAGGAAUGUCCACCAGAGCUGUUGCCAGAUAAUUUAAUGUUCAUUUCUCUAGCAUAAACUGCCUCCAAUGUCGUUUUAGAGAAUUUGGCAGUACAUCCAACUGUAAACACGCAAGCCCAGAACAUCCAAAUCCGGCUUCUUCAUCUGUGGGAUCGUCAGACCAGCCACCCGGACAGCUGUUUGUAAUAAAGCCCUUUUGUGGGGAAAAACUAAUUCUGAUGAACUGGGCCUGGCUCCCCAGUGAAAUCCAUAGAUUAGAGCCUAAUGAAAUUAUUUCAAUUGACUGAUUUCCUUAUAUUAAUUGUAAUUUAGUAAAAUUGUUGCAUGUUGCAUUUAUAUUUUUGUUUGGUAUACAAUGGUUCAUCAUUUCCAUGUCAAUGGACAAUAAAGGUCUAACAAUAUGCA
Molecule: messenger RNA, 3563 nt
Organism: Oncorhynchus mykiss (rainbow trout)
Lineage: Eukaryota; Metazoa; Chordata; Actinopteri; Salmoniformes; Salmonidae
Product: stomatin-like protein 2, mitochondrial
Biological process (GO): mitochondrion organization
Cellular component (GO): mitochondrion; membrane
Source: RefSeq, a predicted model, not a curated record